AUGCCUACUCAUAUUGUAGUCGUAGGGGCUGGUGUCUCAGGUUUGACAUCGGCCUUGCUACUGUCAAGGAGCAAGAGCAAUAUCAUCACAGUUAUCGCCAAGGACAUGCCUGGAGAUUACAAUGCCGAGUACGCUUCUCCGUGGGCAGGUGCCAAUGUCCUCCCUAUGGCGUCGGAAAAGAACAGCUUGUUCGAGCGGCGCACCUUUCCCGAACUGCAGAGACUAGCCAGGGAAGUCCCAGAGGCAGGAAUUCACUUCCAAGGUACCUUUCUUCUCCAAAAACACUUUUCACGUAGAAAAAACAUGAUUUUUGACUCUCAGUCUCCCACAGAUGUCUGUAUUUAUAGGCGGCAAAGCGAAAUAGACAAGAUCAAGGCAGGGACCUUCCGAAGUGAUGGGCUCUUCCUUCCGAAUCCUUGGUAUCAGUCUAUGGUCGACAACUUCCGUGAGUUGAAUAUAGGAGAACUUCCCAAAGGUGCUGUAUCCGGUUGCACCUUUACGUCGGUCCAGAUCAACCCCAUGAUAUACUUGCCGUGGCUUAUUGGCCAAUGCAAAUCAAACGGAGUGGUGAUUAAACGUGGCGUCAUUGAUCAUAUAAUGGAAGCUGCGGCUUUAAGUCAUUCUGGUGCCAAGGCAGACAUUAUCGUCAAUUCAACUGGCUUGCGCUCUUGCAAGCUUGGGGGAGUAAUGGACCAGAAUGUUAUUCCCGCAAGAGGACAGGUUGUUGUUCUGAGGAAUGAAAUCAACCACAUGAUGUCCAUUUCGGGAACAGAUGAUGGAAAUUCAGAAUUGUGCUAUAUGAUGACCAGAGCAGACGGUGGUGGAACAAUUGUGGGCGGGUCAUACGAACCUGGCAAUUGGAAUCCAGAACCUGAUCCCAACCAGUCUGUGAGGAUAAUGUCUCGGAUUGUGGAACUGGUACCUGAGUUGUCCAAGGGAAAUGGCGUUCGAGGCUUAGACAUAGCUAGGCAUGCGGUAGGUUUCAGGCCGUUCCGGCAUGGAGGUGUUCGGAUUGAAAAAGAGAAGAUCGAUGGUGUUUGGGUGGUACACCACUACGGGCAUGGAGGCUGGGGAUAUCAGGCUAGCUAUGGUACAGCUGAGAGGGUCGUUGAGCUGGUAAAUGAGAUUCGGGGUCAUCAUCCAAAGCUCUAG
This is a messenger RNA of Clonostachys byssicola, 1152 nucleotides long. The record is from the annotation of a GenBank genome assembly. NCBI's taxonomy places the organism in Eukaryota, Fungi, Ascomycota, Sordariomycetes, Hypocreales, Bionectriaceae.